GGUGUGGCCACCGCAGCCGCGCAGCCUCCGUCGCAGAUGCCGCAUAUGCAACCGAUGAUGUCGUAUCAGGUUCCUCCCCGAGCUUAUGCACCGAUGCUGAAUGGUUACGCCGCGCCUCCACAAGGAACCGUUCCUCCCACGGUGUCUUGAUUGAAUUCGGUGAGAAAGGUUGGAAGGCUUCCUAUUGCUUACAGACACACCACCCCCUUCUACAACUCAUUUUUUGGUAUGCACAUAGUUUCUUGCUUGUCUUUUACUAGAAUUUCGAAACCAAAGCAUACACCGAGUUCGGUUCUGAUGAUGGAAAAAAUAAAUAAAAAGUUGCUCUUUUGUCAAUCACUCAAUCUAAAUAAUGUAUGGUUGUGUCAUGCUCAUUUUAGUUGGCCACUUUCUGAUAGUUAUAAAGGUACUUUCAGAAGCCGGUCAUAUUUGCAACUGAAUGCACGUUGGCCUUGUGUCAUGAGGUAUUGCAAUCUUUUCAUUCUCUCUAGCACAGUUUCAUACUUUCAUUCCAUUUUUUAAUCCUGCACCAUGGGCUGCUGUACAAAAAAGAAUUUAUAGUUCAACUAGAAUUUUUUCUUAGUAAACCAUGCAUACAUGAGAUUAUGAAAGUUACUACUUGCAAUUGGUGGAUGGGAUAGUUUGAGAAGCCUGCUAUGUUGCAAGUGGUUAAACAAAGGUAAGCACUUCCUACACAUCCGUGAAUUUCAAAACUGGAUAGUAUUUCUUGUUGUUUUCUUCAGGUUAUCAUUUCAGCUGGUGAUUGUUGGCUGUGCUGCCUUCUCUGUUAUGCUUUUGAUGUGUGGUAACAGCAUAAAGUUGUUCUUGUCGCAUUUUUUUCCACAUAUAUCUCAUGUUGUAUUGAUUAGUUUAGAAUAUAUAUUCACUCAUGACCUUCUCUGAUAUAUUUGCAUAGAUGUUUUUCUACUCUGUACAGGUAUUCCACGUUACCCCCCACCUUAUGGAACUAUGCUCCGGCCGGUAUAUCCUCCACGCCCUCAUGGAGCACUUAAUGUUGCUCCAGUAUCACGCCCUCCUGUUGCAGGGAUCCCUGCAGUUCGCCCUAUUAUUCCUCCUGUUGUCAGACCUAUGAUUGCUCCCAGUGUUACUCCAGCUGAGAAGCAACAAAUCACAGUUUACAUUAGGAUUGCACCAACUGUGGAGAAUGAGUUCGUGCUUUCUCUCAUUCAAUUGUGUGGAAAUAUCAAGAGCUGGAAGCGUACUCAAUAUUUAUCUAGUGGAACUCCUAAAAGUUUUGGGUUUUAUGAAUUUGAGUCUGCUGAAGGGGUUCUUCGGGCUAUGCGCCUCCUUUCUAAAUUGAAUAUUGAUGGGCAAGAACUAGUGGUCAAUGUGGAUGAAGCUAUGAAACAAUAUCUGGAGCGGUAUGUUCAAAGAAAGACUGAGAACUCGAUUAAAAAGGAAGCUCAGACAGCUGGAGAUGAAAAAGAUGAUGAAGGUACCAAACCUUCUGAUGCAACUGAUGCUGCAAAACCUGAUGUGGACCCCUCAAAUAAAGAGGAUAAUGAUUCAGGGAACAAGGAAUCACAUGAUGUGAAAAACUUUGGGAUUGUCACGGAUGAAGAUAGGGAAGCUGAUCGAGAUGCUUUAGUAAAGAUUGCGAAUAUGAUAGAGGAGAGGUUGAUGACAAGACCUUUGCCUCCACCACCUGCACUGCCAACCGUCGAUGGUUCUGUGAGUUCAGUUCAAGAACAACCUGCUAAGACAAGAGAUGGAGAGUCUGAUGUGGAUACGAAGAAGAAUGAAACAGGUGAAGAUAAAAAUGAUAAAGAGGCAAACAGUGAUAACCAACCAACUGGUGAACAUGAUAGACCCGAUACCCCUGAUAGAAGGCAUGAUAGGAAAAGCAGAGAGAGAGACCACCGAGAUAGGGAACUUAAACGAGAAAAAGAAAGGGAACUUGAAAGAUAUGAAAAAGAAGCUGAGCGGGAACGUAUUCGGAAAGAGAGGGAACAGAGACGAAGGACUGAGGAGGCUGAGCGUCAGUAUGAAUCAUAUUUGAAGGAAUGGGAGUAUAGAGAAAAAGAGAAAGAAAAAGAACGUCAGUGUGAAAAAGAGAAGGAGAAGGAAAGGGAACGCAAACGGAGAAAGGAGAUACUUUAUGAUGAAGAGGAUGAAGAUGAGGAUUCUAGGAAGAGGUGGCGUAGAAAUGUACUAGAGGAGAAGAGGAAGAGGAGGGUGCGUGAAAAGGAAGAUGACUUGGCUGACAAACAAAAAGAAGAGGAAGAAAUUGUUGAUGCCAAGAAGAGGGCUGAGGAGGAUCAACGACAGAAGCAGCAGAGAGAUGCUUUAAAGCUAUUGUCAGAGCAUGUAGUAAACAGUGGUGAGGAAACUAUGGCUACUGAAGAGAUUGCUAAGGAAGUAAAAUAUAUUGAUGCUGAACAAGAUACUGUAGCUCAUUAUAGUCGUGAAGGUCAUAUUGGUGAUGGCAAUUCAGUAAAUGCUAUCCACGAUGAAUCUGCCAUGGCAUCUGUUGGUACAACUGAUACACAGUCAGGUGGAAAUGGUCCUUUGAAGAAGUUAGGAUUUGGUCUAGUUGGCUCGGGGAAAAGAGCAGCUGUUGCUUCUGCUUUCCAUGAAGAGGAGGAGGAUGAGGCACACAAGGAUAAAAAAUUGAGGCCUUUGGUUCCAAUUGAUUACUCAACAGAGGAAUUGCAGGCUGUUCAACCUACUAUUUCUGGGUCAACACCGCCAAAUUUGGUCGCAGCAGCAGAAUUUGCAAAGCGUAUAUCCAGUACCAAUUUCAAGGAAGAUAAGCCGGAUGGAGAACGGGAUAGAAGUAGGCGAUCAAAUGAGAAGUCUAACCACCGGGACAGGGACAGGAAAGAUGAAGAUGGCACUCACAACAGGGAUGAAAACAAGGAUAAAUUUCCUGACCGUGCUAAAGAUCGAGGUCAUGGGUUUGAGAAAUCUAAAACUCAUGAUAACAGGAGGCUUUUGGAUGCAAAACAGUUAAUUGAUAUGAUACCAAAGACCAAGGAGGAGUUGUUUUCAUAUGAGAUAGACUGGACAGUGUAUGACAAGCAUCAGUUGCAUGAAAGAAUGAGACCGUGGAUUUCUAAGAAAAUCCAAGAGUUUUUGGGGGAAGAAGAAAAUACAUUGAUCGAUUAUAUUGUUUCCAGUACACAAGAACAUGUGAAAGCGUCCCAAAUGCUUGAGCGUCUUCAGAUCAUUUUAGAUGAGGAAGCUGAAAUGUUCGUUCUCAAGAUGUGGAGGAUGCUUAUCUUUGAAAUAAAAAGGGUAGAGACAGGGCUUGCUUUGAGGUCAAAAUCAUGAACUGGUGACUGUUGUAUGUUCCACCUUUUAUGCUGAACUGAUGUUUUUUAUCACUGCCCCUGGGUAUGUCUUCACCCUGAAGCUUAACAUGGCUGCAUAAUAUUUAUAAACUUUUCGGUCUGUAUUCCUUCUAGAUUCAAUUAGUUAUUUGGAUAAACCCCCGUUUUCUUUAUCCAUGAGAAUCCGGUGGCAAUUUUUUGUCAUGUGAAUAGUUAGAACUAUGAUUUGGGUUCAUGAUUGUCCUGGAGGCCUGGUUCUUUUGUUUAUUUGUUUUGAAGAGAACAGUACUUGUUCGUUAA
Messenger RNA from Lotus japonicus, 3593 nucleotides. RefSeq names its product RNA-binding motif protein 25. The record is from RefSeq and is a predicted model, not a curated record. Gene Ontology annotation, biological process: mRNA processing. The transcript is spliced from 7 exons. The coding region runs from base 970 to 3294 and encodes 774 amino acids. Lineage: Eukaryota; Viridiplantae; Streptophyta; Magnoliopsida; Fabales; Fabaceae. Gene Ontology annotation, molecular function: RNA binding.